Molecule: messenger RNA, 1079 nt
Organism: Argiope bruennichi
Lineage: Eukaryota; Metazoa; Arthropoda; Arachnida; Araneae; Araneidae
Exons: 2
Coding region: 130-573 (147 amino acids)
Source: RefSeq, a predicted model, not a curated record
AACGCUUCGGUGGCCAGAAGCGGGAAAAAAAUUCUUAAAAGGAACAGUAGCUUCGGAGGUGUUCUAUAUAGGGUGAAGCGUGCGUUUGAGGGAUUUCAUUUGACUGGAUUUCAAUACUGGCAAUUAAUCAUGAAGUCAUUCUGGAAGACCUGCAUCAUCUUUUUAGCCCUAUUUGCGUCUGUUCUUGCUUAUCAUCAUCAUCAACAAGGAUCUAACCUUGCUCAUAUUUUAGCUGCAGGGCUAAUCGUGCAGAUGUUGUCCCAUCACGGCCAUCAUAAGCAGCAUCAUCAUGGUCAUCAUCAUCAUGGUCAUCAUCAUCACCACGGCCACGAAUCAAGGCAUAAUUCAGGUUACGCAUUAUACAAGCAUCAACAAUACCGAACUCCAGAAUGGCCAGUUCAAGAAGCAAGAAUCCAACCUGAUUUAUUCGCAGGACAAGCGAAUCCUUGGAUUCAUAAUCAGCCAAUGAAUUUUGGAUUCCCACAAGGACAAUUCCCGCAUUCUCCUAUGGAAGCAUUUAAUGUUCCAUCAAUUUAUUCUCAACAACAACAACCUCUAUUUCCUCCUUAUUAGAUAUAAACUUGAAUUUAAAUAAGUACAUCAUUGUAAAUAGCUAUCAUCAAAUCUGUACAGUCAUUUGCAAUAAAAAGAAGGGUUUUGUAUAUCGAACAAACACAAAGCAUUAUUUCAAGUAGUUUAUAUUGCUCUUCAAGAUUUUAGUAUUUGCAAUUUAUUAUUAAACAAGAUAAGGCACAAUCUUAUCUUUUUAUAUAAAUUAAUAAGGAUAUUUAAUUUAAAAAUCCUUAUUAUAAACAUUUGCAAACUCUCAGGAGGAAUACGCAUGCAAUAUUAAUAGACUCAGUAUAUUUUGAUGCUAGAUUCUGAUUAUCUGAAAAUUGUCAUAUAAAAGGCUAUUACUCGAUAAUGUUUCAUAAUAUUUGUUGCAACAAUAUUUUAAUUUUUCCCUCUCUGCUCAACUUGUUCUAAUCUACACAUAAGUGUAUGUUUAAAUUUCAGAAAUUUUCAUCUGAAUAUUGUCUAGAGAUUUUAAUAUUAUUGCGAAAUUGCAUUUUAAAGAA